AUGCAGAGACGCAUGGAUGGUUCGGAAAACUUUUACCGGAAUUGGACCGAGUACAAAAUGGGAUUUGGCGAUCCGUGCGGAGAAUUUUGGAUUGGAAACGAUAAUUUAUACAAACUGACGUCAAGUAACAAAUACAAACUGUUGAUCGUGCUGGAGGAUUUUGAUGGAGCCACAAGAUGUGCAUCGUACGACACGUUCAGCGUUGGACCACCGAGUUCAAAUUACGUAUUGUACAUUGGAGACUACAGAGGAACAGCAGGAGAUUCACUGAGAGUCCACAACAACAUGCCCUUCUCCACACUAGACAGUGAUCACGACAUGUCGUGGAACAGUUGUGCAGUCAAGUUUGCUGGAGCUUGGUGGUACAGAGAAUGCCAUCAGUCCAAUCUUAACGGCUUGUACUUGCGCGGACAUCACACUUCAUACGCUGAUGGUGUGAAUUGGAACACAUUUCGGGGCUUCAAUUAUUCUCUUAAGUUUACUGAGAUGAGGGUUGAACUUAUUUGA
Messenger RNA from Helobdella robusta, 507 nucleotides. RefSeq lists its product as hypothetical. The record is from RefSeq and is a predicted model, not a curated record. The transcript has 3 exons. Lineage: Eukaryota; Metazoa; Annelida; Clitellata; Rhynchobdellida; Glossiphoniidae. Bases 1 to 507 code for a protein of 168 amino acids.